This is a messenger RNA of Parnassius mnemosyne (clouded apollo), 3636 nucleotides long. The record is from the annotation of a GenBank genome assembly. NCBI's taxonomy places the organism in Eukaryota, Metazoa, Arthropoda, Insecta, Lepidoptera, Papilionidae.
AUGAACAUUGGAGAAGUGACUGGAGAUGUAGCUGGGGAGGUGGCGCUCAUUGCUGAUGAGUUAAGUCGGGCUGUCGAGCUCACACUCAAUCCUGCUGUAUCACAUGAUGCUCGAAACCAAGCCUACAAUGCUUGUGAAAGUUUUAAAGAGAACUCUCCAUGGUGUGCUCAAGCAGGAUUGCUUCUGGCUAGCGGUAAUCAGUACUCGGCUGUUGUUAAGCACUUUGGUCUACAGUUAAUGGAACACACUGUCAAGUAUAGAUGGACACAAAUAACACAGGCUGAGAAAAUAUUUAUUAAGGAAAAUGCUAUGAAGCUUCUGUACAUGGGUGGAUGGGAGACGGGACACCUAAACGAUGCACUAGCUCGGGUUAUAGUAGAAAUGAUCAAGCGUGAGUGGCCACAGCAAUGGCCCACACUACUCUCAGAGCUUAGUGACGCAUGCGCUCGUGGACAUCUGCAUACACAGAUUGUGCUGCAUGUGUUUUUGCGUCUGGUUGAAGAUGUUGCUACAUUACAGACACUGGAACAGCAUCAACGCCGCAAAGACAUUUAUCAAGCACUGACGAGCAACAUGGCGGAGAUAUUCGCAUUUUUCAUGCGUCUGAUCGAGCUCCAUGUUCAAGAGUUUCGGGAGAAGACCGCGGCAGGGGACUAUGGAGCAGCAGCUAGCAAUGGCCGUGUUGUGCAGGUUGUAUUACUAACUCUGACGGGUUUCGUGGAGUGGGUAUCGACGAAUCAUGUGGUGAUGAAUAAUGGUCGCUUACUGCAGAUAUUAUGCAUUUUGUUGCAAGAUGAUGUGUUCCAGCUGCCAGCUGCAGAAUGCCUACUGCAAGUUGUUAAUAGGAAAGGCUCUACUAAGGAGCGUAAACCAUUAAUGAUAUUAUUUAGUGAAGACGCAAUCACAUGCAUCCACCGUGCAGCGCUCUCUAGCAUCGCCACUGUGGAUGAGAAACAGUACUUGUUCCUGAAGAAACUCUCACAGGUUUUAGCAGGCUUAGCACAACAACUGACUACAUUAUGGAGCAAUGCAACAAAUGUUGACGCUUGGCUGCCCGUGCUAUUAGAGACUAUGCUGCUACUUACUUCUCAUCCAUCUCUUACCUUGGCCCACACUGCUAAUUCAGUCUGGUUAGCCUUUUUGAAACAUGACCAGAUAUCUAAAUUGCCUCAUAUAAUGGCAGUAGUGCCUAGAUGGUUACAAGCUGCUGCUCCUAAAGUUUUAAAGGUGUCAUACCCAUCAUCUCGUAAUAACAAUGUAUCUGACGCUGUAGCAUAUGCUUGUAUGGACUAUGAUAGUGAACAGGAGUUUGCAAUAUUCUUCAGCCGCUGUCGGACGGAAAUACUAGAUAGCUUCAGGUAUUGCAUGAUGGCUGCGCCAUUAGUGACGUGGGCAUAUGUGGAGCAAUGGACACAAGCGGCUCUGGACAAAGUGGACACAUGCCCACCAAAUAUAGAAGCUUCCUACCCUCUUCACGUGGAAUGGGAGGCGCUAUCUCAGGUGCUGGACGUGGCGCUGUCGCGGCUGCUGCAGGCGGAGCCGCGGCCGUGCGUGGGCGCGGGGCUGCGCCUGCUGCAGCGCUGCGUGUGCUGCGAGCCGCGCGCGCCGCUGCUGCUCUCGCUGCUGCUCUCCUUCAUCUCCGCGCUCUUCGUCUUCCUCAGCUGCGCCUGCAGCCAGCUGGCGGGUCCGGGUGUUGGUAUAGCUGGAGCUGAUCUGCUGCUGCGUGUGUUGGACAAAAUAUUCGCGGCGCUGGUCUACGAAGGCUCACCGCCAGAAGACCGGCGAUCGCGCUCCGUUAAAAAUGUGCGGCGGCAUGCGGCUGGCUUACUCGUCAAACUUGGUUCGAAGUAUCCGCUGCUGCUGCUGCCGGUGUUCGGGCGGCUGCACGAGCUGGUGCGCGCGGCGCUGGCGCGGCCCGACCUCAGUGCCGUGGAGAGCGUCACGCUGCAGGAGGCGCUGCUGCUCGUCUCCAAUCACUUCUGCUGUUACGAGCGCCAGAGCGCGCUCGUCGCAGAGGUGCUGGGCGACUGCAGCGCGCGCUGGGCGGCGCUGGGCCCGCACGUGUCGUCGGCGGGCGCGCUGGCGCGGCUCGUGGGACUGGACGUGGCGCCCGCGCCGCUGCCGGCGGGCGCGGCCGACGCGGCAGACGACGAGCACGGCCGCGCGCGUCGCACGCUGCUGCACGCGCUCGCGCUGCUGCUGGGCGUCGUCAAGCGCACGCACGUGCCCGCCGACCCCGACAAAGCGUCGCGUGGUGGAUUCGGCGCGGGCGUGACGGCGUCCGGCAACCCGGUGUGGCGCAACCCGUGCGGCGCGCACGUGCUGCCGCUGCUGCCGCACGCGCUGGCGCUGGCGCGCGCGCUGCACGAGCUGCACGCGCCGCACGCCGCCGCGCUGCGCCACGCCGCGCACGCGCGCGCGCUGCAGCCGCCGCCCGCCGAGCGCCGCAACCUGCUCGGCCUGCGCGACGACGCGCCGCACGCGCCCGCCGCCGAGCCGCACGACCGCAUGCAGAACUACCUGCACACGCUGCACGACAACGUAUGCCACCUGGUGGGCGCGGCUGCGGCAUCGCUGGGGCGCGAACUGUACGCCGCGGCGGGACUGGCGCGCUGCGUGACGGAGUCGCUGCUGGCCGCGCCCGAGCACCUGCCCGACCACUGGCUGCGUCGCGUGCUGCGCGCCGCGCUGCGCCCGCUGCUGCACCACUGCCCGCCCGCGCACCACGCCGACGUCGCGCUGCCGCUGCUCGAUCGCCUCGCGCCCUUCAUGUUGGUACAUCUGUCACAAAGAUGGGACUAUGUCACAUCAUUGUACGAGUCUGGUAAAUUAGAGGAAGAGGGUGGCAGCGAGUCACAGGAGGUACUCGAAGACAUGCUUGUACGGCACCUCACAAGAGAACAUCUCGAGUUACUUAAGAUCUCGCUGGUGGAUACGGGCGUGGGCGGCGUGGGCGGCGCGGGUGGCGCGGGCGGCGGGUGCGGCGAGGCGUGCGACAUGGAGGAGGAGAGCGCGGCGCCGCAGCGCGCGCCCGACCACGUGUCGGAGCUGGGCGCGCUGGUGCUGGCGCAGCCGCUCGCCGGCCCCGCAGUGCUGCACACGAUACUGCGCGCGCUGACGUGGAACGACUCGACGUCAUCGUUGCGCGCGUGCGCGCUAGCGCUGCCCGCGCUGCGCGCUGCGCUGGACGCGGGGCGCGUGGGCGCGGCGGAGGCGAGCGGCGCGCUGGCCGCCGUGCUGCAGGCGCUGCGCACGCACGGGCAGCACGACGGCAACCAGGCCGCGCUGCUGGCGCUCGCCGUGCAGACGUACGAGACGCUGCGGCCGCAGUUCCCGGGCGUGGCGGGCGUGCUGCGCGCCAUCCCCGGCGUGGACGCGCACGACCUGCGCCGCCUCGACGACAAACUGGCCGCCGCGCACCCGCGCCCCGCCAAGAUCGACAAGGCCAAGCGCGACCUCUUCAAGAAGAUCGCCUCCAGGCUAAUCGGACGCAACGUCGGGCAGCUCUUCAAGAAGGAAGUGUACAUUUUGGACUUGCCUACAAUGCACGUCCCCAAAGAGAAGGCUCGAAGCGCACUCGACGGGCCCGAGGGCGCCGCACUCGAAGGACUGUUCGCGUCUCAAGCGCCCACGUAG